UCUUUCCUUCGCAGUAACAGAGUCACAGAGGAAGGAUGACGGACCUCGUGUAAAUCUGAUGAAACUUAUUUCGUCCUUGUAUCGGAACUGUGAAGGUCUCAGAUCAUUUCAAACUGAGAGGAACAGAAUGGCAAUAUUUAACAACACCACCACAACUAACAUCAGCGACCGUUAUCAAUGUAAGAUAGAAGAGAACUUCAAGUACAUUCUCCUCCCGGUGAGUUACACUCUGGUGUUUGUGUUCGGUCUGGGGUUGAACAUCACGGCCAUGUACGUCAUCCUGUUUCGCACCAAACACUGGAAGCCCAGCACCAUCUACAUGAUCAACCUCAACGUCUGCGACACGCUUUACGUCCUCACCCUGCCGUUCCUCAUCUACUAUUACGCUGAUAAGAACGACUGGCCGUUCGGGGAGGUGAUGUGUAAGCUGAUUCGCUUUCUCUUCUACACAAACCUCUACGGAAGCAUCCUCUUCCUCAGCUGCAUCAGUGUGCAUCGCUUUCUAGGCGUCUGUCAUCCGGUGCGCUCUUUGUCCUGGAUGAACGGCCGGCGUGCUCGUAUGGUUUCGGUGGGAAUAUGGGUGAUCAUUCUCAUCUUACAAACACCGAUUCUUUAUUUCUCCAGGAUGAAUAAUAACAGUGACAUGAAACCGCAAUCAAUGGUUUGCUAUGACACCACAAGCAAGGUGCUCUUCAAUGACUUUAUUGUUUACAGCUCGGUGGUGAUGUUCCUGCUCUUUGUCAUACCGUUCGGAGUGGUGCUGGUCUGCAACGGCCUGAUGGUGAAGAAACUUCAGGAACCUGGUAUUGGUGGAGGUCCAAUGUCACAGCGCUUUAAGCAGAAGUCGGUGAAGAUGAUUAUUAUUGUGCUUCUGGCUUUCAUGUUGUGCUUCUUGCCUUUCCAUGUGAACCGUAGUAUAUACUACACCUUCCGUUACCUGGACAAACAUGUGAGCUGCUCGAUGCUGGAGGCUGCCAGCAUGGCCUACAAGGUCACACGACCGUUAGCCAGCGCCAACAGCUGCAUCGACCCCAUCCUUUACUUCAUGGCAGGACAGGGCUUCAAAAGCAGCAUCAAGAACAAGAAAAGUAAAUCAAGAUAUGAAAAUAGGAAAGCACCCUCGACCUCUUUAUAGUGUGCUCGAAGGAAAACAAACGUACCUGUGCUACUUAUGACUGCUUUUGGGCUCCAGGGUCACAUUUUAUAGAAGGUGAAGGACAGUACUGCUAUAUAUAUCUGCUCUUUGACCAGAGAACGUGCUGCGCUCUAUUCAUGCUGCAUAAUGGUGGUGAAGUUAUAAAUCCCGCUUCAGUUUAGGGAUCUUGCAAACUGGGAAUAUAGGUUAAUUAAGUGUUUAUGAAAAGGUGUGUCAGGACUGUUAGUAUCAGCACAACAGUAAUUCACUAACUCGUUGGAAUUUGGUUCAGUUCCAGGAAACAAAAUCAGAGAGAGCUGUCUUAACAUGCCUUUGAUGGGAUCAGAGAGUUAAGACGUUUAUCGUCAACUUAAGCUAAAACUCGAAGUAAAAAUAUAAAACACUAAAGCUGAAACAAAUAAAUAUUCAGAUAAAUAUUAGAUAAAAAUCUUCAUGUCACUUUGGGGAUUAAAUGCUUAAUUUGAAAUACUACUAAAUCUUUUUCAAACUAAAACUAAAUUAAUGCUACAGAUAUUUAAACAUAAUAUGAAUAAAACAUAAAAUUAAAUUAAAACUAUAGAUAAAGAAAAUAUAAAAGAAAAGUUAAUUCAUAAUAUUAUUACUAUAACACUACAUUAAAAUAAGACUAAGUCCGUCUUCAAUUCAAACAACAUUACAUUUCCGAAUCUAAAAAAGAAGAUUAAUUAACAACGAUUUUGAUAGUAAAGGAGAGGCUGAACAAGGAUAACAUUUCAUUUGAGGUCUAAUUGUUUAAAGGGGUGGUCUGUUGCCAAUUUUCCAUAAGUUGAUAUGAUUCUUUAGGGUCUUAAUUAAAGUUUAUUUGUAUAGUGCUUUUUAUGAUACAAAUCAUUGCAAAGGAACUGUACAGAAAAUUAAGUUUCUACAAUAUUUAGUAGUAGCUUAUCAGUGGUGACUUUCAGUUUAUGUGCAUAUGACAGAAAUGUACAGAAAAAUCAAUUAAAGAUGUAAUAAAACAGAUGAUGAACACUAUUAACAGCAAUUAUUAUAUGAUGCAAUCACACUUAUAUCAAAAUUUGGUAGUUCUAUAUGUUUUAUCAGGGUUAGCUUCUUCUGAGGUCCUCUUGUCAAUCCCGUGGCAAAACAGAGAAACAAAUAGAGUCAUAAUUAGCGUAGCUACCGUUCCAACCAAAUACAAGAUCAUGAGAUGCAUUAUUCGAAUGCUUGGCAAAGGGAUGUGUUUUUAAUAUAGAUUUAAACAGAGAGAGUGUGUCUGAACCCCGAACAAUAUCAGGAAGGCUAUUCCAGAGUUUGGGAGCCAAAACCGAAAAAGCUCUACUUCCUUUAGUGGACUUUGCUAUCCUAGGAACUACCAAAAAAAAACAGCGUUUUGUGACCUUAGGGAGCAUGAUGGAUUGUAACAUGGUAUAAGGCUAGUUAGGUACGCAGGAGCUAAACUAUUUAUGGCAUUAUAGGUAAGUAAUGAUAAUUUUUUUAAUCUAAUACGGACCUUAAUAGGUAGCCCGUGCAGAGACUGUAAAAUUGGGGUAAUAUCAUCAUAUUUUCUUGAGCUGGUAAGGACUAGCCGCUGCAUUUAAGACUUGUAGCUUGUUCAUUGAAGAUGCAGAACAACCACCUAGAAGUGCAUUACAAUAGUCCAGUCUAGAGGUCAUGAAUGCAUGAACUAGUUUUUCUGCAUCAGAAACAGACAACAUGUUUUGUAGCUUGGCAAUGUUUCUAAGAUUGAAGAAUGCUGUUUUUGGAACAUGGGAAUGUUGCAGUCUAAUUUAACACCCAGAUUUCUGACUGCAGAGGAAGUAACAGUACAUCUGUCUAGUUGCAAAUUGUAAUCUACGAGAUUCUGUGUAGUGUCUUUUGGUCCAAUAAGUAGUAUCUCUGUCUUAUCCGAAUUUAAUAGGAGAAAAUUAUUGGUCUUCCAAUCUUUUACAUUUUUAAUACUCUCUGUAAGCUUUAAUAAUAUAGAAGUUUAAUCUGGUCUCGUUGAGAUAUAUAGCUGAGUAUCAUCAGCAUAACAGUGGAAACUAAUCCCGCAUUUUCUAAUAAUAUUACCAAGGGGCAAUAUGUUUAUUGAAAAUAGCAGAGGACCUAGGACAGAUCCUUGUGGCACUCCAUGUUUUAAUGGUGAUAAAUGAGAUGACUCCUCGUUUAAAUAAACAAAGUUGUAGUGAUCAGACAGGUAGGAUCUAAACCAUCUUAGAGCCUGCCCUUGAAUACCUGUAUAGUUUUGUAAUCGAUUUAUGAUCUAGGGUGUCGAAUGCAGCACUAAGAUCAAGUAAAACUAGCAACGAGAUGCAGUCAAUUAAAAGUCUGUAACCUAGUUUGGUUAAAAUUUCUCAAUGGUAUAAACCUAACUAAUAGUUUGUGCUUAAAACAAGAAAAUGAAUCAAUAAAUAAGUUAUUGAUAAAUGAAUGUCUGUAGAUAUAUGUAUGAAUAUUAAGAAAUCUGUACAUCAUGUGAUUUAAAUACCAAUAAGAUCAAUAAAUAUGUUACAUAAAUAACUACUUGAUGUUAAUAAGUAGCCUGUACAGUUGAGGUUAUAUCAUCCAUGUUCAUGCUUUCAUGGGACAUUAAACCCAUGACAUUGGCAUUGCAAUUUAAACCACAUGAACCAAAACAUGAAUGGUGACUUUUCUCUGGUCAAUUACUGUCAUUCUGAACAUACAAUAGCAGUAUUGUAUGAACUGUUAAACUGGCACUUUUUACAGAUGGAAAUCAUGUUAGAUAGUUGUACAAGGGUGAAGUUUUAUAAUAUAGGUGCUACUUUGGUUUAAGCAAAUGUUGACAUUUUCUGUCAUCCUGAUUUGCACCAAGUUGUAAAAUAAAAUGGGAAUUUAUUAAGAUA
Molecule: messenger RNA, 3978 nt
Organism: Carassius gibelio (silver crucian carp)
Lineage: Eukaryota; Metazoa; Chordata; Actinopteri; Cypriniformes; Cyprinidae
Product: P2Y purinoceptor 2-like
Exons: 2
Coding region: 59-1135 (358 amino acids)
Biological process (GO): G protein-coupled receptor signaling pathway
Cellular component (GO): plasma membrane
Molecular function (GO): G protein-coupled UTP receptor activity; A1 adenosine receptor binding
Source: RefSeq, a predicted model, not a curated record